Molecule: messenger RNA, 615 nt
Organism: Mercurialis annua (annual mercury)
Lineage: Eukaryota; Viridiplantae; Streptophyta; Magnoliopsida; Malpighiales; Euphorbiaceae
Product: protein OXIDATIVE STRESS 3 LIKE 1-like
Exons: 1
Coding region: 1-615 (204 amino acids)
Source: RefSeq, a predicted model, not a curated record
AUGGUCACCCCAUGGGUUUUUAACUUAUCCUCAGAUGAAAACGACGAACACAACUCGCCGACGUAUUCAACGACGUCGUCUUCAUCCUCAUCCAUCGGGAACAACAGCGACGACUCGUGGUGCGACAGUGACUCAUCAGACGGUGAUAACGGAGAGGAAAAUGAAGUGCAAAGUGUUUACAAACACAAACAAAUUAACUUAGAGGAGGCCUUACCGAUCAAGAGAGGAAUUUCAGAGUCCUACAAUGGCAGAUCUAAAUCUUUUGCUUGUGUAACGGAUGCUGCUUCGUAUUCCUCCAUUAAAGAGAUUGCGAAGCCUGAUAAUGCUUAUAUCAGGAAACGACGGAAUCUUCUUGCGUUUCACUUGAGCCGUCACCGGAAGGUUGGGAUCUCUAAGAAACCGAUCGUCGGUGCCGGACUUAGUCGAUCGGAGAGCGUUUGUAGUUCAAAUUCAAAUUCAAGCUCAGUUUCUACUUCUUUUUAUUCAAAAUUGAACCGUUCUUCUUCGCGUUUGCGUUCAAGUGUAUCUCAUAACGAUCUACUUUUACUAUCGUCGUCUCCGUGUCUUUCAAUUAAAAAAUCAAUUUCUUUACCUGAUUUAGGAUUACAGUUUUGA